AUGCUAUUUAUAAAAUCAUUGUUAUUAUUAUUAUCUUUAAUUUUUGCAGUGUCAAAUGCAACUGGAUAUGUCGGAUUUAAAGUUGACGGUCCAGGUUGUAAUGCAACUAAAAUAAUAACAUUAGAAAAUGGAGCUUGUCAAACUGUAUGCACAAAUUUGUAUGGUAAAGUAACACCAACAAACGAUCCAUCUAAAUUUAAUCUCAAUCCAUUUAUUGAUGUAGAUUGUAAAACACCAUUAAUGGCAGAACAACAAGUUACUUGUUUGCCAGACAACAAACCAUUCAAAGUAUCGACCUUAACUGUCACAUGUAUUCCUGAUACUACUUCAUCCUCAACCAGUCCAUCCUCAACCAGUCCAUCCUCAACCAGUCCAGCCUCAACUUUAAUAGGUUCAAUUGCAUUUGUUACAUUAGCAGCAUUAUUUGCAUUAAUUUAA
Molecule: messenger RNA, 438 nt
Organism: Dictyostelium discoideum AX4
Lineage: Eukaryota; Evosea; Eumycetozoa; Dictyosteliales; Dictyosteliaceae
Gene: ponB
Exons: 1
Coding region: 1-438 (145 amino acids)
Cellular component (GO): plasma membrane
Source: RefSeq, a predicted model, not a curated record